Messenger RNA from Closterium sp. Yama58-4, 1737 nucleotides. The record is from the annotation of a GenBank genome assembly. Lineage: Eukaryota; Viridiplantae; Streptophyta; Zygnematophyceae; Desmidiales; Closteriaceae.
AUGGGCGGAUCGGAGGGGUUACGAGGGGAUGUAGAGUGGCGGAACAGGGCGCUGGCGGUAGCACAUGACACGAACGAGCCGCAAUUACGCCAACAGUGCGGACCGCGAUGCAGCGUGGUGAGAUGCGGCGUGGUGAAAUGCGGCGUAUCGUCCCCCGCGCAGCGCCCCUACGUGGCGGUGCUGAUAGUACCCACGGGCGUGGGCGCAGAGAUCGGGGGGUUCGCGGGGGACGCGCUGCCGGUGGCGCGCGCGUUCAGCAGCGUGGCGGAGUGUCUGAUCGCGCACCCCAACGUGCUCAACGGCGCCAUGCUCUACUGGCCGCUGCCGCGCGCGCUCUACGUGGAGGGCCACGCGCUGGACCGCUUCGCGCGCGGCGAGUGGGGGCUGCAGCCCGCGCACAGCAACCGCGUGGGGCUGGUGUUCGACCGCGCCAUCGAAGACGACCUCCUCCUCCGCCACCUGCAGGUCCCUGCUGCCCCCGCUCCCCCUUGCCCCGCUGCCCCUUGCACCGCUCCCCCUUGCCCCGCUCCCCCUUACCUGCAUGUGCCCUUAUCACCUUGCUCCACAUGUUCCCCAUCCCACUUGCCCCCGGCCCCACCUGCGCCCCGCCCCACAUUUCCUUCGCCUCUGCAGGUGGCAGACGCAGCGAGGGCGACACUGGGAAUCGACAUAGUGGGGUACACCAUCACUGACCGCCCCCUCAAGCAGGUGCACAAGUGGGUGGACGGCGCCACAGGAGCAGCCACGGGGCGAAUCGACGAGGCGGACUCGCUGCUGCGCGCCGUGCAGACUCUCCUCGACACCCCCAUCGCCGCCCACCCGCCCUCCCACGUGCACGCCCUCUCGCCCGCAGCAGCACCCACUGCCGGGGCGCGUGGGGUGGACGCGGUGGGAGUGGUGGCACGGUUUCCUGACGACGCAGAGGAGGCGCUGCAGCAGUACCGCGAGGGGAGCGGGGUGGACGUGCUGGCGGGCGUGGAGGCCGUCAUCUCCCACCUCGUUGUCCACCGCUUCCAACUGCCUGCUGCCCACGCCCCGCCCUCGCCCCCCUGCCCCUCCUCCCCUCCAUCGCCCCCCGCUCUGCCGCUGAAGAGGUGGGCGCUCAGCGAUAUCGGGCACACGUUCCUGCCAUGUGUUCUGGCAGGCCUCUCGCGUGCCCCCCGCCUUGUCUCCCGCCAUGCCCCUCCCGCCACCGCAGCCGAGCGCACAGGGGCAGGCGGGGGGCAGGAGGGGCAGGAGGCGAUUGCGAGCAGCAUUCCCACCAUCAUUGGUGGCGCAUGGGACUACAGCAGAGAUGCUCGCAGCAGCAGCAGCGGCAGCGGCACGGGCAUGAGCAUUCAGAGCAUGGGGGGCGGCAGCGGGGUGGUGUGGGCGGAGGACGUGGACUGUGUGGUGCUGCCCGCCGAUGCCUUCGGGGGCCCUGCCGCCCACGCCCUCGCUCACCGCCCAGGCGGCCCGGUCAGUGCUGCAUUGCAUGCUGCCAUGCUACCCUGCUGUCACUGCUCUGGCUUCACAGCAACAUGCUUCACUUCACAGCAUCCGCUGUUCAUAGCGGUGGAGGAGAACAGCACCGUCAUGGACGACCCACCCUCCAAGCUUGGCAUCCCUGCUGUGGUGGUGGGCAACUACUGGGAGGCGUUGGGGGUGAUGGCAGCACACAAGGCAGGGGUGAGCCCGUGGUCGCUGCGCCGCCACGCCAUCUCCCACAUCCCACGCAUCCACCCCGCCCGCUCUUGA